UAUGACCCAGAGGAGCUUAGAUUCUUAGAUGAGACAUCCAAAGAUGAGAGGACAACUUCAAGGAGGUUUGAGAGAUCAAAGAAGGGAAAAAGAGCAGCAAAGAAGGGAGUCUUUGUGCGAGGACACCACCUUUCUGCAUUGGGCCUGCUCACCAUUGAUGGAAUGAUGAUAUGUUCAGUAAUUGAAGGUUCAUUCACUGUGGAGAAGUUUAAGGUCUUUCUUCAGGAAGAUAUUGUAAGUGCUAUU
Messenger RNA from Suillus fuscotomentosus, 246 nucleotides. RefSeq lists its product as uncharacterized. The annotation marks the transcript as partial. The record is from RefSeq and is a predicted model, not a curated record. NCBI's taxonomy places the organism in Eukaryota, Fungi, Basidiomycota, Agaricomycetes, Boletales, Suillaceae. The transcript has a single exon.